Molecule: messenger RNA, 5557 nt
Organism: Oncorhynchus nerka (sockeye salmon)
Lineage: Eukaryota; Metazoa; Chordata; Actinopteri; Salmoniformes; Salmonidae
Product: oocyte zinc finger protein XlCOF6-like
Exons: 3
Coding region: 104-2515 (803 amino acids)
Biological process (GO): regulation of transcription by RNA polymerase II
Cellular component (GO): nucleus
Molecular function (GO): DNA-binding transcription factor activity, RNA polymerase II-specific
Source: RefSeq, a predicted model, not a curated record
UAGGAUUGGAGAUGAGUUUGUUGGUUUUGCAUUCCUUUUGUGGAGUAAAGAAAGACAUAUCGACUGAACUAAAUAGGCUGCCCAAACACCAAGUCCACUGAAAAUGUCUAAACUACAGUUGUUGAGUUUGUUUUUAAAUGAUCGUUUAACGCCGGCUGAUGUGGAUAUCUUUGAAGCUGUUGAGAAAACGGUAGUGAAAUACCAGGAGGAAAAUGCUCUGCUACGGAGACUGCUGCGGAUCACACCGGAGAUAAAACUAUGUAGAACAGACUCCCUGCAGCUCUCUGUCUCUGAAGAGGAGGUUCCCCCUGAGCAGGAGUGGAGCCCCAGUCUGGGACAGAAGGACCCAGAGACCAAACAGAUUAAAGAGGAAGAGGAGGAAGUCAGGACCAGUCAGGAGGAAGAGCAGCUUCAAGGGCUCUUUGAUACCAAAGACUCCAUAUUCACUCCUUCCUGUGUGAAAAGUGAAUGUGAUCAGAUGGACCCAUGUCAAGAAGCCGUACUAGCUGAACACCCAACUCUCAGUCCACUGAAAACGUCUAAACUACAGUUGUUGAGUGUGUUGUUAAAUGAAUGUUUAACGGCGUCUGCUGCUGUGGAGAUUUUUGGUGCGAUUGAGGAAACAGUAGCAGAGUACCAGGAGGAGAAUGAUCUGCUACGGAGACUGCUGGGGAGGACACCAGAGAUACAACUAUGUCGAAUAGACUCCCUGCAGAUCUCUGUCUCUGAAGAGGAGGUUCCCCCUGAGCAGGAGUGGAGCCCCAGUCUGGGACAGAAGGACCCAGAGACCAAACAGAUUAAAGAGGAACAGAAGGAAGUCAGGACCAGUCAGGAGGAAGAGCAGCUUCAAGGGCUCUUUGUUACCAAAGUCUCCAUAUCCUCUUCUUCCUGUGUGAAAAGUGAAUGUGAUCAGGAGGACCAAACCCAGACUGUGGAGAACAGAGAGAGUGACUCUAAACCAGUGGAUCUCACACCUUUUGUCACUGUGACCCACCUAAAGGGUCUCAACAUUCCCUGUGACCCUCCAGAUAAUCAAAACAAUGCCUCCAGACACAGUUCAGCUGUAAGCAGCGACCCAGUAGGACUUGACAGUAGCCCACCAUUGGAUCCCAACCCACCAAUGGGGGAACACUGUUCCAAACCCAGCACCACAUCUAGAAAAACUCACAGCUGCUGUGACUGUGGUGAAUCUUUUGCUCUGAAAGCUGAUCUGCAGAAGCAUGUGACUCUCACCAAGAAGAGACCCAGUGAAUGUGUCUUCUGCAAUAAACACUACAAAUCCACCUGUAAACUAAAGGCCCACGUCCAACUCUGUCACGGUGUGAAACCUUUCACCUGUCCUGUUUGUGGCAAGACCUUCAAACUAAAGAAAUAUCUGUCCAGACACAUCAGGAUGCACACAGGAGAGAGAUCAUUUAUCUGUGGUGACUGCGGGAAGAGCUUCUAUCGCAAGGAGAACCUAACUAUGCACAUACGGACUCACACAGGGGAGAAAUUAUUCAGCUGUGGUGACUGCGGGAAAAGCUUCAGUAUCAAGAAUAACCUCACCAUGCAUAAACUGAUUCACACAGGAGAGAAACCAUUUAGUUGUGGUUACUGUGGGAAGAGCUUCAGUCAGAAGGGGGACCUAGGGAGGCAUAUAUUGAUUCACACAGGGGAGAAACCAUUUAGCUGUGAUGACUGUGAUAAAAGGUUCAGACACAAGGGGUCACUAACCAAACAUAUAUGGACUCACACAGGAGAGAAAUCGUUUAGCUGUGGCGACUGUGGGAAAAACUUUUAUCGUAAGGAACACUUAACCGUGCAUCUACUGACUCACACAGGAGAGAAACCAUUUAUUUGUGGUGACUGUGGGAAGAGCUUUAAUCAGAAGGGGUCCCUUAAGGCACAUAUAUUGAUUCACACAGGAGAGAAAUUAUUUAUCUGUGGUGACUGUGGGAAAAGCUUCAGUCUGAAGAAGCACUUAACUGUGCAUAUACUGACUCACACAGGGGAGAAACCAUUUAGCUGUGGUGACUGUGGGAAAAGCUUCAGUCAGAAAGCCCACCUAAAUAAUCAUAUACGUACUCACACAGGAGAGAAACCAUUUAGCUGUUGUUACUGUGGGAAAAGCUUCAGUCAGAAGGGGGUCCUAGGGAGACACAUACUGACUCACACAGGGGAGAAAUCAUUUAGCUGUUGUGACUGUGGGAAAAGUUUCAGUCUGAAGGACCACCUAAAUAAGCAUAUACUGACUCACACAGGAGAGAAACCAUUUAGCUGUUGUUACUGUGGGAAAAGCUUCAGUCAGAAGGGGGUCCUGGGGAGACACAUACGGACUCACACAGGAGAGAAACCAUUUAGCUGUGGUGACUGUGGGAAAAGCUUCAGUCAGAAAGUGGUCCUGGGGAGACACAUACGGACUCACACAGGAGAGAAACCAUUUAGCUGUGGUGACUGUGGGAAAAGAUUUAGUGUCAAUAGAAACUUAAUCAAACACAAACGGAUUCACACAGGAGAGAAAUGCAUAGAUUGAUAAAUGGAAGCAAGAUGUCAAACUAUUGAGCUAAUGUAUACCAUUUUCCUGUAGCUACUUGUUCAUUUUGAAAGGGGCAAAUAGAAGUGUACACUACAAACAGAAGUGUACACUACAAACAGACGUGUACACUACAAACAGAAGUGUACACUGCAAACAGAAGUGUACACUACAAACAGAAGUGUACUCUAUAAUGUAUGAUUUGGCAAGUUAGUCAUUUAACUUGCCAAAAUAAUCUCAAAUAAUGUUUUAGAAAGAUAAGCAUGAAAGGGUUAUGGUCUGAUUGACUCAACAACCCAAAAAACAUAUCUAAGUGUAGGGUACUAAGUGAAUUAGAAAAUCAAUAGUUAUUUCUGAUUGCUUAUCAAAGUUAGCUGGCUAACUCCUCAAACCAGCUACGUAGUAUACCCCUCUGGUUGCUUAUCAAAAUUAGUUGGCUAACUCCUCAAACCAGCUACGUAGUAUACCCCUCUGGUUGCUUAUCAAAAUUAGCUGGCUAACUCCUCAAACCAGCUACGUAGUAUACCCCUCUGGUUGCUUAUCAAAGUUAGCUGGCUAACUCUUCGAUCCUACUUUGUAGUGUACCCCUCUGCAGUUAAAACAACUACAAAGUGGGAACCCACCACUGUUUCGCUAAACAGCUGAGGGAUAGUGUUGGAGAACUGUAAACACUCAAAUUCAGACAGAUUUAUGAUAGUUAAUCUUAUGUAUUACAUUAAAUAUUGCACAAUUUACCGUAUAAGUGCAGAUGAGCGUCAGAGCCGGUGUCGUAGGAGUUUAUCUUAGUCCUGUAUUGACGCUUUGCCUUUUUGAUGGUUUGUCAGAGGGUGUAGAAUUCCUUCUAAGCGUCCCGCUCCUUGAAAGCGUCAGCUCUAGUCUUUAGUUCAGUGCGGAUGUUGCCUGUAAUGCAUGGCUUCUGGUUGGCGUAAUGUACCUACGGUUUGUGUGGACGAUGUUGUCGAUGCACUUAUUAAUGAAGCCGGUGACUGAUGUGGUAUCGGAUGAAUCCCUGAAGCUUGGCUGCAACCCUUCGAAGCCCAUGCUGCCCUUCAGGCCCUAGACUUUUUGCGCUGACGGAAACAGAUUAUCCCAGAUACUACUCCAGCUGCUCUCUGCAUCUGACUGUGUGUUCUCUCAUAGUCUGAGAGCAUCUGGUCGUGGUGGUGGUGGCACAGGGAUACUCAUUUCUCCUAAAUGGAGUCCACUGGUCCCACUCACACAUGCAGUGGUUCCUCAAUUAAAAGGUUUGAGUUUAUGCCGCGACCGUUUGUAGUAGAUGGUGGCAUUCUGUCAUUGUACCAGACUAUCACAAGGGGGAGCUAGAACGCUGAUUUAUCCGUAGUCUAAAUUGUGACAGAAAUGGACUAUAUUUUCCUGAAUGAAUGGAUGCGUUUUCAGUCUGAGAGUCUCUCUUCUCUGGCACUAGAGUCCUGCAUCAGGCAAAAACAAACAAUAAGCUGGCGGUCCUGGAGUUGAGAGAGAACUUGGGUAAAUACAAUGGCUGCAAACACACAUGACAUGUGGACUGACGAUUUUCGAAAAAUAGGUAAGGUGGGCUUUUGGUUUCUCUAUUUUAUAUUUUUUAGACAAUUCAAAACAUACACAUACAAACAACAACUACAUCACACCUGCUCACACCUCCAUCUCCAGACCCACCUGCUCACACCUCCAUCUCCAGACCAACCUGCUCACACCUCCAUCUCCAGACCCACCUGCCCACACCUCCAUCUCCAGACCCACCUGCCCACACCUCCAUCUCCAGACCCACCUGCUCACACCUCCAUCUCCAGACCCACCUGCUUACACCUCCAUCUCCAGACCCACCUGCUCACACCUCCAUCUCCAGACCCACCUGCAUCACACCUCCAUCUCCAGACCCACCUGCAUCACACCUCCAUCUCCAGACCCACCUGCAUCACACCUCCAUCUCCAGACCCACCUGCAUCACACCUCCAUCUCCAGACCCACCUGCAUCACACCUCCAUCUCCAGACCCACCUGCUCACACCUCCAUCUCCAGACCCACCUGCUCACACCUCCAUCUCCAGACCAACCUGCUCACACCUCCAUCUCCAGACCCACCUGCCCACACCUCCAUCUCCAGACCCACCUGCCCACACCUCCAUCUCCAGACCCACCUGCUCACACCUCCAUCUCCAGACCCACCUGCUUACACCUCCAUCUCCAGACCCACCUGCUCACACCUCCAUCUCCAGACCCACCUGCAUCACACCUCCAUCUCCAGACCCACCUGCAUCACACCUCCAUCUCCAGACCCACCUGCAUCACACCUCCAUCUCCAGACCCACCUGCAUCACACCUCCAUCUCCAGACCCACCUGCAUCACACCUCCAUCUCCAGACCCACCUGCAUCACACCUCCAUCUCCAGACCCACCUGCAUCACACCUCCAUCUCCAGACCCACCUGCAUCACACCUCCAUCUCCAGACCCACCUGCAUCACACCUCCAUCUCCAGACCCUCCUGCAUCACACCUCCAUCUCCAGACCCUCCUGCAUCACACCUCCAUCUCCAGACCCUCCUGCAUCACACCUCCAUCUCCAGACCCUCCUGCAUCACACCUCCAUCUCCAGACCCUCCUGCAUCACACCUCCAUCUCCAGACCCUCCUGCAUCACACCUCCAUCUCCAGACCCUCCUGCAUCACACCUCCAUCUCCAGACCCUCCUGCUCACACCUCCAGCUCCUGCAUCUCCUCCACAUGUCCUCAAACUGCACCAUUUUGUUUCCCUCCGUCGCCCCACAAACACUUUCAACAUUUGGAUAAUUAAGCAUUUAAAGGCUGACAUUUCUGACGGCUAAAUGUCUAAUUCCACCCGUAGGAUGGAUUAUCACCUAAUGAGAAAUAAAGUGACUUUCUGAAACACGGAGUCCUCGUUUGUAAAGAAGAAACUGAAUGAAGAGAGUCCAGCAAGGAUUUGUCGGCAUAAAGCUGAGUGACUCACUCAUUCGUGGCUUUGGAUCAAAAAUAAACAAGUACCAACAUUCUUUCUGAUAGAUAAAUAAAUGUUUUGAUCAAGUUAA